AAAGCAAUGCUGAUCAGUGUGACGACGACCACGGUACUGUGGGCCAUACUAGCGUGGCAGUGUCAUGGGACGGAUAAUUUGCCAAGCAAUCUUGGUAAGCUGAACAAUCUGUUUCCACUUACGAUCAUACAUAUGAACGAUCUUCAUGCAAGAUUUGCGGAAACUUCAGAGAGAUCGUCGAAGUGUAAAGCGAGUGAGGGUGAUACGUGCAUUGCCGGUAUAGCGCGCGUGUUUCACAUCGUACGAAAGCUGAAAAAGACGCACCCAAAUCCACUCUUCUUUAAUGUCGGUGACAAUUAUCAAGGUACGAUCUGGUACAACUAUCACCGGUGGAAGGUAGUGGCUCGGUUCAUGCAACUACUGCAUCCAGAUGCGAUGACACUCGGAAACCAUGAGUUUGAUGAUGGGUUGAAUGGAUUAAGACCCUAUCUGAAGGCACUAGCAACCGAAAAGAUUCCAACCGUAGCAUCGAAUUUAAUCCGAUCGAAAGAUCCUUUCCCUGAUUUACCACGUUCGGUGAUACUUGAGCGGGGUGGACGUUCGAUAGGCGUUAUUGGGGUGAUAGCUGAUACAACACAUGAACUCUCCAACACUGAAAGCAUCACAUUUGCCAAUUCUAUUGACACGGUGCGCACGGAAUCGCAAGCUCUAAAGCAACGAGGCGUGAACAUCAUACUGGUGCUGUCCCACUGCGGGCUGGAGGUGGAUAAACAGAUCGCGGAAGAGGCGGGCGACCAUGUGGAUGUGAUCAUUGGGGGACAUUCACAUUCGUUUCUUUUCCCGAACGGUUCCAGCAUGCCGCACAGUAAACUUGAUAAAAUUUUGGGCGAUUAUCCAGUAGUUGUGACAAAUAAGGAUGGACGUAAGAUACUAAUUGUGCAAGCCUACGCUUACGGUAAGUACGUAGGCCGUUUGACGGCCUAUUUUAACAAAGAAGGAGAAGUUAAACAUUGGGAAGGAUUCCCGGUGUAUCUGUCCGACCGAAUACCGCAGAGCCGGUGGGCGUUAAUAAUUCUGGAACCCUAUCGCAAGCAGGUAGCAUCGUACGGAGCAACCAAAAUAGCUGAAACGGCUGUCGAUCUUGUACAGAACACUUGCCGUGUUAGUGAGUGUAACUUGGGAAGCUUGGUGGCGGACGCGAUCGCCGAUUACUACACCAACGAAACCUUCCACCCGGUAGCGGUGAUAAAUGCUGGUAACUUCCGAUCACCAAUACCCAGAGGAUUUAUUACCAACGAGGAAGCGAUCGGUGCGAGCCCAUUCUCGAACACGGUCGAUCUGCUAACGCUACGGGGCGACACACUAUGGAACAUCAUCGAGCACUCGCUCGUGUUGGAUAGUGCUAAGCGAUUAAACGUGGCCCAAGUCUCGGGAUUGCGCGUAGUGGCGGAUCUCGAUCGAAAACCGUACGAACGGGUGCUCUCGAUCGAGGUGCGUAACUUGCGCGAUGGUAUCAGCUAUGAACGAUUGAAUCGAAGGGCAACUUAUAAGGUGGCGACACUAUCGUUCAUUGCCACCGGUAAGGAUGGGUUCCGGUGGGCAUUGGAGCGACUAGAUCGAAAGAUUGGUCCACUCGAUUCGGAUGUGUUUAUAGCGUACCUGAAGAAGCUUCAGAUGGUAAACAAAUCCAAUCUUAAGAGUGGAAGAAUGAUGCUAAACGGAACGAUUAAACCAUAA
Anopheles maculipalpis is the source of this 1677-nucleotide messenger RNA. Its product is annotated as apyrase-like. The annotation marks the transcript as partial. The transcript has 7 exons. Gene Ontology annotation, cellular component: plasma membrane. NCBI's taxonomy places the organism in Eukaryota, Metazoa, Arthropoda, Insecta, Diptera, Culicidae. Gene Ontology annotation, molecular function: 5'-nucleotidase activity; metal ion binding; nucleotide binding. Gene Ontology annotation, biological process: AMP catabolic process. The record is from RefSeq and is a predicted model, not a curated record.